CUGCUGAUAGGAUUCCUGUGGCAGAUAAAAGAAAAUAUGAGAUGUAUUUGGAAAGGUUUGAGACCAGUCGUACCCACUACCGACCAGAUGGAAAAGAAAAUUUACAGAAUGCAACUAUUUUUAUGAAGGAGAAGUUUGAAAGUGUAGGAUUAGACGUAGACUUGCAAAAUUUUACCACAAGUGACACAACAACAGGACAGACUGCUAGUGGCACAAAUGUGAUAGGCAUUCUUAAAGGUCAGUUCUUUGGUACUGCAAAUGAUGAUGCCAUCAUCCUUGGAGCUCAUCUUGAUACACAAGGUCUUCAGCAGUAUGGUGUUAACAAUGACGGCUCUGGUCUCACAGCUCUUCUUACUCUGGCUGAAGAUCUCACAGGAAAGGACAAGUGUGUUCAGAAUCACAGCAUUAUAUUUGUUGCCUUUGAUCGUUCUGAAACAUUUAAUGUGCAACAGGGCAAUGCAGUAUGCAACAAAAGCUGUGGAAGUAAGGCAUUCGUUGAUGGUAUCUCUAAGGUUCUUCAGGGUGGCACAGUCAAGAUUGCAAUCAUUAUGGAUUGUAUAUCAAACUUCAACCUUCAGAAGGACUCCCAAAGAGAAUACAGGCAACCAGUAAAGGAUUAUUUUAAUACAUUUGUUGAAACGCAAGGGUUGAUUUAUGAAAACAAAGGAAAUUAUCUGGCAGUGAUUGGAAGAGAGGAUGAACAAGAUGCCAUGAGCAAUUAUGUUAAAAUGUUUGAGGAGGUUAAGACAUAUUCACAGUACGUACCUGUUGAGUUCAUGUGGAACUUCAAGGGAAAACCCACUGGCCUAAAUUUGACAAAUGUAGAGACAGCAUUUGCAAAGUCAGACACUUUGAGUUUUUGGGAUGCCAACAUCAAGUCUAUACUUUUGACUGACACCUGUUAUCAACGAGACCCUUUGUAUACCUGUAAGACUUCUGUUUGGUGUGACAACUCAGCAAAAGCUUCCCUCUGGGACUGGAACUGCAGCUGCCGUAUUUUUACACGUUGUGAUGCCAAUUGUUGUAGGUCUUCUAGAAUUUACCAUGUAAAGUGUGUCAGGGCACAUAUUUUUUAGACAGGAGAUCAUUAUUUAUUGUCUGAAUAUAUUUUUGCACACAGAUUUUUAGUUAUUACGUAAACUUACUUCCAAAAUUUUAUCUCACUAUACCUCUAUAAGUUACAGGCGAGUACAAAUUCAUUUUUUGGUGGUUUAUUUUACUUUUUAUUGUAAUUUAUUCAUUUCUUUUAGCUUUUAUUUUAAGCCGUUUUAUCUCUCUCAUUCCGUGGAAAAAGCGAGAGUUUUAAUUUAGAAUAUGAAUUGAAACCUGUUGUGAGUGUGGUAUCUAAGGCAUUGAAUUAAAGAAUUUUGGUUUUUCAACA
Molecule: messenger RNA, 1381 nt
Organism: Pocillopora damicornis (cauliflower coral)
Lineage: Eukaryota; Metazoa; Cnidaria; Anthozoa; Scleractinia; Pocilloporidae
Biological process (GO): proteolysis
Molecular function (GO): metalloexopeptidase activity; calcium ion binding
Source: RefSeq, a predicted model, not a curated record